Messenger RNA from Pseudocercospora fijiensis CIRAD86, 1117 nucleotides. RefSeq lists its product as uncharacterized. The annotation marks the transcript as partial. The transcript has a single exon. Lineage: Eukaryota; Fungi; Ascomycota; Dothideomycetes; Mycosphaerellales; Mycosphaerellaceae. The record is from RefSeq and is a predicted model, not a curated record.
GGUGACGUCCUUGAAGGAUGUUCGAUCGCUCCCUACGGAACACUGCUGACCGGAGGAACGAUAUCGAACUUGCACAAGCCUCAGGAACUGCCCGUGUCGACGACGAACCCCCACCCCCAGAAACAUUAUCAAAAAGAGAGCAGGAGCAAAGAAGAAAGCUCAUCCCGGGCCGCGAGAAAAGAUGGCCGAGCGCGUACACAUCCAGCGUAUUGACAGAAGAGGAACAAGGUACCGUCACGAUUCAGCCUCAUUCCGACCAAGCAGGGAAUGCUAUAGAGAUCACUGGCGAUGUCUAUAGUCCUGCGAACGCGAGCAGUGUUGCAGCGUGGUCGGUCGAAAAGGACGGGUACGUGGCAGAUGAGCACAAGUAUUUGAAUUAUGUCAAAAAGCUGUCGAAAAGCUAUCCUCAUCUGGAGUAUUUCGCACACUGGAUGGAAGUGACCUGCGCUCCGCCCAAAUGGAAAUACAUCCAACACAACAAGGCAGACAGGAUAAGGCGCGCGAGAAAGACCAAAGUCUGCAUCAUUGACUAUGUCGAGGAAGGGAGCAAGGACAAAAGCACUACCCACGAGGAUGAGGAAGAGGACGAUAAGGAGACCAGGCUUUUCGUACCAAAGAUUCUCAGGCCGAAAAGUGGACAAGCAGAUCAUCUGAGCUACGAGGAGAGCCUGCGGGUCGUUGGCUCCACAGUUCAACCUGGAAAUAAUGAAUGGUAUUUCCACAAUGCUCGAGAUCUUGCUGCUGUAGUUCAGAGCGAACCCGAGAAAAGCGUCCAAGCUCGACUGAUUGUGGUAGAGGAUCUCUCUCGGGAUGUUGUAGAGGUCCUGGGAUGUCAGUAUGACAUAGAUCCGUCUGCAUUCCUAUCGCAUACCGGCGACUACCUCUACAACCAAAUCACCGAUCGGUGGGCCGAUCUUCCAGAACUUGCUGUUGAUGCCAGAGAAGAGGACUACGUUUCGAUACAAUACCUGCGUCCACUCUACUUCUCAAGCGAUGCAUUGUUUGAAAAGGCAGAGCGUCAGACAGGCUUGUGGAACGUGCUUCGUCGACUUGAUAGCGAUAGGAGUCGUGAGCGUCUUCGACCGGGAAACUCGCCAGCCAGUGUAACACUUCUACG